Galeopterus variegatus (Sunda flying lemur) is the source of this 5041-nucleotide messenger RNA. RefSeq names its product intraflagellar transport 140 (gene IFT140). The transcript is spliced from 29 exons. Gene Ontology annotation, molecular function: protein binding. Gene Ontology annotation, cellular component: intraciliary transport particle A; ciliary basal body; axoneme. NCBI's taxonomy places the organism in Eukaryota, Metazoa, Chordata, Mammalia, Dermoptera, Cynocephalidae. Gene Ontology annotation, biological process: intraciliary retrograde transport. The record is from RefSeq and is a predicted model, not a curated record. Bases 93 to 4484 code for a protein of 1463 amino acids.
CUGUAUACAGUGUGGUCAUUUAGUUUAAAACCAUUUAGACUUGGCUGUCUUUUCCCCGCAGGUUUUAAUCCUGACCAGGUCUGUGUUUGGUCAUGGCCCUCUAUUUUGACCACCGGAUAGAAGCCCCAGACUCAGCCGGGCCACCCUCCCACAUCAGCUGGCACCCUGUCCAUCCAUUCCUGGCAGUCGCCUCCGUUAGCACAACCUCAGGAGGCAGUGUAGACAUAUAUCUGGAACAAGGUGAGCAUGUGCCUGAUACACACAUUGAGAGGUUGUUCCAGGUCACUUCCCUGUGCUGGCACCCAUCACGGCUGAUCCUGGCCAUUGGCUGGGAGACUGGAGAACUGAUAGUGUUCAACAAACAGGACAAGGAGCAGCACACAGUGCCCCCGACACACACCACCGACAUUACUGUCCUCAGGUGGAGCACCAAUGGGAGUUGCCUUGUGUCUGGGGAUAGGCUCGGUGUCCUGCUCUUAUGGAGGUUGGACCAAAGGGGCCGAGUACAAGGGACACCACUGCUAAAACAGGAGUAUGGGGAGCAGCUCACUCACUGCAUCUUCCGGCUCCCCCCUCCUGGCGAGGACCUGGUUCAGUUGGCGAAGGCAGCUGUGAGCGGUGACGAGAAAGCCCUGGACAUGUUCAACUGGAGAAAAAGCGGCUUGGGAAGCUUCCUGAAGAUGGGGUCUCAGGAAGGGCUGUCGUUCUUUGUCAGUCUGAUGGACGGGAUGGUGCACUAUGUGGAUGAGAAAGGCAAGACCACCCGGGUGGCGGCCAUGGACAGCUCGAUCCAGAUGCUGUUCUAUAUAGAGAAGUGGGAGGCGCUGGUGGUGGUCACGGAGAAUCUCCUGCUGUCCUUGUACAUAGUAACUCCCGAGGGCAAAGCUGAAGAGGUGACGAAGGUAAAGUUGAGCGGGAAAACAGGCUGCCGGGCGGACAUUGCUUUGAUUGAAGGCAGCCUUCUCGUGAUGGCCAUCGGGGAGCCCAUCCUGCGAUUCUGGGAUUUAGAACGAGGAGAGAAUUAUAUACUGAGUCCAGAGGAAAAGUUUGGCUUUGAAAAAGGAGAGGCUAUAAACUGCGUUUGUUACUGUAAAGUCAAAGGUCUUCUGGCAGCUGGGACCGAUAAAGGGCGCGUAGCCAUGUGGAGAAAAGUGCUAGGCUCCCCGAACAGCCAGGGGGUGGAGGGCAAAGACAGGUGGACCCUUCAAACCCCCACUGAGCUCGAAGGAAACAUCACGCAAAUAAAGUGGGGCUCCAGGAAGAACCUGCUGGCCGUGAACAGCAUUAGCUCUGUGGUGAUCCUCAGCGAGCAGGCCAUGUCCUCGCACUUCCACCAGCAGGUGGCCGCCGUGCAGGUCUCCCCGAGCUUGCUCAACGUGUCCUUUCUGUCCACGGGGGCAGUGCACAGCCUGCGCACAGACAUGCACAUCAUUGGAGUGUUUGCCACCAAGGAUGCUGUUGCUGUCUGGAACGGAAAACAGGUGGUGAUCUUUGAGCCUUCUGGAGCCACGUUUCGGAAUGCAGGUGCCUUCCUGUGUGAGUCUCCAUUGUUAGCAAUGCAUGAAGAAAGCGUUUACACGGUGGAGCCAAACCGAGUUCAAGUUCGCACCUGGCAGGGGACUGUCAAACAGCUCCUGCUUUUCUCUGAGGCUGAGGGGAAUCCAUGCUUCCUGGACAUUUGCGGAAAUUUCCUGGUCAUAGGGACAGACUUAGCUCACUUCAAAAGCUUUGAUCUUUCCCGAAGAGAGGCAAAAGUUCACUGUGGCUGCAAGAACCUGGCCGAGUUGGUCCCCGGCGUGGGGGGCAUCGCCUCUCUCAGGUGCAACGCCAGUGGUAACAAGAUCAGCAUCCUCCUGAGCAAGUCUGACAACAGCCCUGAUUCCAAAAUCUGCUUCUACGAUGUUGAGAUGGACACAGUGACCAUCUUCGACUUCAAGACUGGUCAAAUUGAUCAGAAAGAGAUGCUGUCCCUUCAUGGACAGGAGACUAACACGAGCCACGUCUUUGCGGACGAGAGACUGACGAAUCACACUCCCGUGAGCCAUUUCUGGGACCAGAGCGAGCCCCGGCUGUUUGUGUGUGAAGCUGUGCAGCAGGCACCUAGUGCCCAGCCGCAGUCUGCAGACAAGAAGACCCACAGCCAGGAGAGCACCGGCCCCAUGGUGGAUGUUCUGAUUCUGUCAUUCUUCGUUUCCGAGGAGCAUGGCUUCCUGCUUCACGAGAGCUUCCCCCGGCCUCUCUCCUACCAGGGUCUGCUGGGGAUGGAGGUGCCCCAUUACUACUUCACAAAAAAGCCCGGAGAAGCAGAGAGAGGAGAUGGGGUGGAUUCUGGCUACCACCGCACACCGCAGAUGGCGGCCAGGAGACCCCUCCGUGACUUCAUUGGGCUAGAGGACUGUGACAAGCCCACGCGGGAUGCCAUGCUCAACUUCAGCUUCUUCAUCACCAUUGGAGACAUGGACGAGGCUUUCAAAUCCAUCAAACUCAUCAAAAGUGAGGCUGUCUGGGAGAAUAUGGCACGAAUGUGUGUGAAGACCCAGCGGCUGGAUGUUGCCAGGGUGUGCCUGGGGAACAUGGGCCAUGCCCGCGGGGCCCGAGCUCUGCGGGAGGCAGAGCGUGAGCCGGAGCUGGAGGCCAGAGUGGCCAUGUUGGCCAUACAGCUGGGCAUGCUGGAGGAUGCCGAGCAGCUGUACAAGAAGUGUGAGCGCUACGACCUGCUGAACAAGCUCUACCAGGCCUCAGGCCAGUGGCAGAAAGCCAUCGAAGUCUCUGAGGUCCACGACCGUGUCCACCUGCGCACCACCUACUACAACUACGCCAAGCACCUGGAAGCCAGUGCCAACUGCAGCCUGGCGCUCAGCUACUAUAAGAAGUCAGACACACACCACUUUGAGGUGCCCAGGAUGCUCUCGGGGGACCUGCAGUCACUGGAGCUGUACAUCAAUAACAUGAAGGACAAGACACUGUGGAGGUGGUGGGCCCAGUACCUGGAGAGUCAGGCCAAGAUGAACGCGGCCCUGCGCUACUACGAGCUGGCGCAGGAUUACUUCUCCCUGGUCCGCAUCUACUGCUUCCAGGGCAAUAUUCAGAAGGCUGCUGAGAUAGCCAACGAGACUGGGAACUGGGCAGCCGCGUAUCACCUCGCCCGCCAGUACGAGAACCAGGAGGAGGUGCAGCACGCGGUACACUUCUACACGCGGGCACAGGCCUUCAACAACGCCAUCCGCCUCUGCAAGGAGAACGGCUUGGACGACCAGCUCAUGAACCUGGCCCUGCUGAGCUCCCCAGAGGACAUGACUGAGGCGGCCCGCUACUACGAGGAGAAGGGCGAGCAGAUGGACCGGGCGGUCAUGCUCUACCACAAGGCUGGUCACUUCUCCAAGGCCCUGGAGCUGGCCUUUGCCACCCAGCAGUUUGUGGCCCUGCAGCUCAUAGCAGAGGACCUGGACGAGAAGUCAGACCCCGCCCUCCUAGCCCGCUGCUCAGACUUCUUCAUCGAGCACAGUCAGUAUGAGAAGGCCAUGGAGCUGCUGCUGGCAGCCAAGAAGUAUCACGAAGCCCUGCAGCUGUGCCUGGAACAGAACAUGACUAUCACUGAGGACAUGGCUGAAAAGAUGACUGUGUCCAAGGACUCCAAGGACCUGUCUGAGGAGGCCCGGCGUGAGCUGCUGGAGCAGAUCGCCAGCUGCUGCAUGCGCCAGGGCAACUACCACCUGGCGACCAAGAAGUACACACAGGCUGGGAACAAGCUGAAGGCCAUGAGAGCGCUGCUCAAGUCUGGAGACACAGAGAAGAUUGUGUUCUUUGCGGGCGUCUCUAGGCAGAAGGAAAUCUACAUCAUGGCUGCUAACUACCUGCAGUCCCUGGACUGGCGGAAGGAGCCGGAGAUCAUGAAGAACAUCAUCAGCUUCUACACCAAGGGACGGGCACUGGACCUCCUGGCUGGCUUUUAUGAUGCCUGUGCCCAGGUGGAGAUUGACGAAUACCAGAACUACGACAAAGCCCAUGGGGCACUGACCGAGGCCUACAAAUGCCUGUCGAAGGCCAAGGCCAAGAGCCCCCUGGACCAGGAGACCAAGCUGGCUCAGCUGCAGAGCAAGAUGACGCUGGUGAAGAGGUUCAUCCAGGCCCGCAGGACAUACACAGAGGACCCCAAGGAGUCCAUCAAGCAGUGCGAGCUGCUCCUGGAGGAGCCGGACCUCAACAGCACCAUCCGCAUCGGGGAUGUCUGUGGCUUCCUGGUGGAGCACUACCUGCAGGUGGAGGAGCACCAGAUGGCCUACAAGUACCUCGAGGAGAUGCGGAAAAGGCUUCCCUCCACCGACAUGUUGUACUAUGUGAGCCAGGGGACUGUGGACGCCGUGCACCAGGGCCUGGGCCUCCCUCCAACACGCAUCGUGCCCGAGCGGCUGUGCCACAGCAGUAUGGAGGACCGCAGGGAGGUGGAUGAGGAGGUGGCAGAGGAGAUAGAGAACAACCCCUGAUGGCCGCUAUGCCAGCACACAGUGGCCUGCUGCUGGGAAGGUGUCUUCUGGAAUGUUCCAGUCAGUAGUGGCAAAGACAGCUUUUUUGUUGCAAAAAAGAAAAACCCUCUGCACGGAGUACAGGAGCAGAGCUCUGGCAGGACGUGGCCAGCGGGACUGCGCUCUGCCUCUGCUGCCUCCGCCUUCAGGGGGAAGAGCACGCUUACACUUUUAACCAUCCCUUCAGCAUUCCUGCCAACAGGGGCUCCGCAGUUCCUGUGGAUUUUUGGUUUAGUUCCUUUAAAGGAAGUUGGAUUGGUCUUUUUGGUAAUAGUCUUCUAACCACAGAGGGUAAAGCUAAGAAACUACUAGAAUUUCAAGAACUGAGGCUGCAAACUGCUGCCGUCCCCACGCUUCCUUCCCACACCCAUCAGAUGGUUGCCAGGCAGUUCCCAUGGGCCUGUCCUGGACAGGUGCUGCGGCAGCCUCAUGGGAGGCAGGAUGGCCUGCGCCCUGAUGGCUACGUCCCACCCACUGGCUGCCGAAACUCCUGUGACUCCAAUAAAGUUUUUCUCUGA